Molecule: messenger RNA, 1148 nt
Organism: Cicer arietinum (chickpea)
Lineage: Eukaryota; Viridiplantae; Streptophyta; Magnoliopsida; Fabales; Fabaceae
Source: RefSeq, a predicted model, not a curated record
UAUGUCAAAAAAUUCAAGUGAAGUUCCAAAUGAUCCCAUGAAAAGAGAAGGGAAAAAUAACAAGAAUGACCAAAAUCAUACAGGUGACUCGAAUCUUCUUAUUCAUCAGCUUGAUCGUGAUACUUCAAUCCAAUGUUUGGUUCGUUUAUCCAGGUCUGAUUAUUUAUCAAUUGCUGCAUUGAAUCGAAGUUUUCAAUCACUCAUCUGAUCUGGAGAAUUGUGUCAUAUUAGGAAAACAAUGGGCAUAAUAGAACAAUGAGUUUACUUUUCUUGUGAUGUCUUUAAAUGGGAGGCCUUUGACCCUAAUAAUGGUCGGUUGAUGCAUUUGCCAAAAUUGAAUUCCAAUGAAUGCUUUAUGCUUUCUGACAAGGAGUCACUGGGCGUUGGUACAAAGCUUCUUGUGUUUGGAAGGGAAAUAAUGGGUCCUGCCAUUUAUAAAUAUAGCAUUCUGACAAAUUCAUGGUUGAAUGGAAUGAAAAUGAAUACUCCUAGGUGAUUAUUUGGUUCUGCUAGCCUCAAAGAAAUUGCAAUAUUAGGUGGUGGUUGUGAUCAAUAUGGCAACAUUUUGAGCUCUGCUGAGCUUUAUAACUCAGAUAUUGGAACAUGGGAGAUUCUUCCAGACCUUAAUACAGCCAGGAAAAUAUGGUCUAGUGUAUUUAUGGAUGACAAAUUUUAUGUUCUUGGUGGGGUUGGAGUUGACAAAACAACACAACUAACAUGUGGUGAGGAGUUUGAUUUGAAGACAAGAAAAUGGCGGAAAAUACCUAACAUGUGCCCUUCGCGACAUGGAGGAGAUGGUGUGAUUGAGACACCAACAAAUGGUGAGGCACCUCCUCUGGUUGCAGUUGUAAACAAUGUAUUGUAUGUUGCUGAUUAUGCAAGUCAAGAAGUAAAAAGGUAUGUUAAAAACAUAAAUUCAUGGGUUACUAUUGGAAGACUUCUUGAGCGAGUAACCUCAGUAAAUGGAUGGGGAGUAGCGUUUCGAGCAUGCGGAGAUAAGCUAGUAGUCAUAGGCAGUCCUAGUAUUCAUGGUGAAACAGUGACAAAAGUUAAUGCUUGGGUCGUAGAUGAAGGCACAUCACAAUGAAACUCUCUUGUUAUAAUUCAAUUAGGUUGCUUUGUGUAUAACUGUGUUGUGAUGGGAUGUU